GUUUCUUGGAGAAUCCAUUGUCAUGGGACAGGAAACAAGGAGACUUUUAGAUGAAUAUGAAGUAUCAGACGUUCUGGGGAGAGGAGGAUUCUCAGUUGUGAGAAGGGGUACAAGGAAAUCAAGUAGUGGUGAAAACCCUGUAGCCAUCAAGACGCUGAAAAGGUGUGGACAAACGAAUCUACCAGGACUCCCCCGUAACCGUGGCAGCGAGAAACGUGUGGCGUCGAUGGCAUUCCCUACAUGGAAACAAGUGUCGAUUUCAGAUGCAUUACUGACAAAUGAAAUCUUGGUUAUGAGGAAAAUAGUAGAACAUGUUUCACCGCACCCCAAUGUGAUCAACCUCCACGACGUGUAUGAGGACCCAAGCGGGGUUCACCUUGUGCUUGAGCUUUGUUCCGGGGGAGAGCUGUUUGAUCGGAUCGUGGCACAGGCGAGGUACUCAGAGGCUGGCGCUGCAGCUGUGGUUAAGCAGCUUGCAGAAGGGCUAAAGGCGCUACACCAGGCCAAUAUUAUCCAUAGAGACUUGAAGCCUGAGAAUUGUCUAUUCUUAGACAAAAGUGAGGAUGCUACUUUGAAGAUCAUGGACUUUGGGCUGAGUUCUGUGGAGGAAUUCACAGAUCCAGUUGUGGGGUUGUUCGGUUCCAUAGACUAUGUGUCGCCAGAAGUUCUUUCUCAGGGCAAAAUCUCAUCUGCAAGUGAUAUGUGGUCUUUGGGAGUGAUCUUGUAUAUUCUCCUCUCUGGGUAUCCACCUUUCAUCGCACAGUCAAAUCGGCAGAAACAGCAAAUGAUAAUAGCUGGAGACUUCAGCUUCUAUGAGAAGACCUGGAAGAACAUUUCUUCAUCAGCAAAGCAAUUAAUUUCCAGUCUCCUCACAGUUGAUCCUGAGAGGAGACCUACAGCUCAACAACUCCUCCAGCAUCCAUGGGUCAUGGGAGAUUCUGCCAAGCAGGAUCAAAUGGAUGCAGAGAUUGUUUCACGACUGCAGAGUUUUAAUGCCCGGCGCAAAUUCCGUGCUGCUGCAAUAGCAAGUGUGUGGAGUAGCACGGUGUUCUUGAGAACAAAGAAGCUGAAAACUUUAGUAGGGUCCCAUGACCUUACCCAGGAGGAACUUGAGAACCUGAGGAUCCAUUUUAAGGAAAUAUGCUUAAAAGGCGACAAUGCCACUCUAUCUGAAUUUGAGCAGGUGCUAAAAGCAAUGAACAUGUCAUCACUAAUUCCUCUGGCAGGCCGCAUCUUUGAUCUAUUUGACAACAACCGAGAUGGCACAGUUGACAUGAGAGAGAUACUCUGUGGGUUCUCCAGCCUCAGAAAUUCACAAGGAGAUGAUGCUCUACGCUUGUGCUUCCAGAUGUAUGACACCGACAGGUCUGGAUGCAUUACUAAGGAAGAAGUAGCAUCCAUGCUUAGAGCUUUGCCAGAUGACUGUCUUCCAGCAGAUAUCACAGAACCAGGAAAAUUAGAUGAGAUAUUUGACCUGAUGGAUGCCAACAGCGAUGGAAAAGUAACCUUUGAAGAGUUCAAAACAGCCAUGCAGAGAGAUAGCUCCCUCCAAGAUGUAGUCCUCUCCUCUCUCCGCCCACUAUAGUUUUCCCACUUCCCAUGUUUGCCUUUUUCAGCUCCAAUCUAAUCAUUUCUUGGCCUUUUACAAAAUUUCUUUGCAUAUUAAUGUUAUAGAAACAAAAAAUUGGUGAUAAAACAAGGUGGGACAUAACUACGGCAAAUGGCAUUGGUAUUUUCUACAGAUAGGCACUUUGUGGUUCAAUGGUAUAUUGAAUGACAAAACAAUGGAACUGGGACUUCAAUCAUUCAUGUAACCAACAUAUAAACAUACUUUUUCCUUAAA
This is a messenger RNA of Vitis riparia (riverbank grape), 1843 nucleotides long. RefSeq names its product calcium and calcium/calmodulin-dependent serine/threonine-protein kinase-like. The coding region runs from base 23 to 1585 and encodes 520 amino acids. The record is from RefSeq and is a predicted model, not a curated record. Gene Ontology annotation, biological process: intracellular signal transduction; protein autophosphorylation; peptidyl-serine phosphorylation. Gene Ontology annotation, cellular component: nucleus; cytoplasm. Gene Ontology annotation, molecular function: ATP binding; calmodulin binding; calcium-dependent protein serine/threonine kinase activity. The transcript is spliced from 7 exons. Lineage: Eukaryota; Viridiplantae; Streptophyta; Magnoliopsida; Vitales; Vitaceae.